UAUAUUUUCUAUUUAUCUUUUUCCCUUUCAUUUUUCUUCAAAAUUUUGCAACAAAUGGCAGAAGAACCCUAAUAAUCUAGAGCCGUAAUUUGAAUGGAGAAGGAGCAAAAUUCAGAGACGAAGUGGGAAGCGAAGGUCUCAACAGUGUUAAAGGAAGCCACAGCAGAUCAAAUUUGGGCCCUUUACAGAGACUUUUUUAACUUCCAUAAAUGGUUUCCGGGUCUCGCCAGCUGUUACGGCAUCCACGGCAUCAACGGUGAGCCCGGCUGCAUCCGAUACUGCGGCGGCUUCUCCAUCAAAUCGGAGGAGGGCGAAAACUCCGUCAGCUGGUCCAAGGAGAAACUGACUGCCGUUGAUCCAAUUGAGCGGAGUUUGACCUACGAGAUCGUGGAUUGCAACAUCGGUUUCAAGUCGUAUGUGUCGACGGUCAAGAUCACCCCAUGUGGCAGUGACAGUGAAAGUGGCUGCGAGAUUGAUUGGUGGAUCAACGUCGAUCCGGUGAAAGGGUGGGUGAUGGAAGAUUUGGUGAAGAAGUUUGAGGUGGGGCUGGCACGUGUGGCUAGAAGAAUGGAAGAGGCUUUGACAAAUCUAGAAGAAUGAUACUGGGCGCUUGGCACAGGGAAAUAGGAAACAUCGCAACGAAGUUCUCCAUUCCACAAGAAGCUUCGUGAUACAGACGGAAGUUUUGAUUUCUAUGUUCUCAUAUAUUUCUAAUAAACGAUUAAACAUAAUAAUAAAUGAGUAAUGGAAUGAAUUUUCCAUUACAAUUCUCUAUUUUAAGCUUUGAAAUAUAUCCUCAAUGUAGUGUUUAUUGGAUAAUAAAAGUCAUGAUUAUGAUAA
Messenger RNA from Vitis vinifera (wine grape), 840 nucleotides. RefSeq names its product lachrymatory-factor synthase. The record is from RefSeq and is a predicted model, not a curated record. The transcript has a single exon. Bases 94 to 600 code for a protein of 168 amino acids. Lineage: Eukaryota; Viridiplantae; Streptophyta; Magnoliopsida; Vitales; Vitaceae.